This is a messenger RNA of Heterobilharzia americana, 2644 nucleotides long. NCBI's taxonomy places the organism in Eukaryota, Metazoa, Platyhelminthes, Trematoda, Strigeidida, Schistosomatidae. The record is from the annotation of a GenBank genome assembly.
AAAAAUGUGCGUUGUUUGACUCAAGGUCGGAAGGUUGUUUCUAUGGAAUCUACAAACUAUGAUUGCAGUCAAUGGGCUCCUGUCACGAUGGUUUUUGCAUGCUUUUGGUGAAAUCAAAUAGUUCCAUGGUCUACCUACGUAAAAACUAACUGGUGCGCUUCUACUCAAACUUCUAUGUUGGUCUGACUAAAUUUCCGCAGGAAUCGGAAAUAUUACUUCUGUCCUGUGGCCCCACAUGCGGUGAAGUAUGCCGAAAACAUUAAAAGGUCUUGUUAGCCGUCAUAAGAAGCGUUUCCAACAGGAUGGAUUUGAUUUAGAUUUAAGUUAUAUAUCAAAUAAAAUUAUUGCAAUGGGGUUUCCUGCUGCUAAAUUGGAAGGUGUAUAUCGCAAUCACAUUGAUGAUGUUGUUCGUUUCCUGCAAACAAGACACGCUAAUCACUAUAAAAUUUAUCAUCUAUGUGAUGAAAGGGAUUUUAACGUUUAUCGUUUCGAUGGGCCUGUAGCAAAAUACCCAUUCUCCGAUCAUAACGCCCCACAAUUUGAACAGAUUAUUGCCUUAUGUGAAGAUGUAAAUGAAUUUCUAAGUCAAGACCCUGCAAAUGUUGUUGCAAUUAAUUGCAAAGCUGGAAAGGGAAGAACAGGUGUUAUGGUCUGUGCCUGUCUCCUUCGAUUGAAUGAUGUCUUGGAUGCAGAGGCAUCACUGAGAUUUUAUGGUGAACAAAGAACUGAUAAUGGAAAAGGAGUUACAAUUCCUAGUCAACGGCGUUAUGUACAUUAUUACGAUAUGUUCCUUAAAAAUAAUCUGGUAUAUCACAGGGUACCGCUUUUCCUAACAGCUGUGCGUAUUUGUGGAUUGCAAUGCUUACCAGGACUAAUAUUGGAUGUUCACUUUUACAUGUUUAAUUCUUCUCAUAUAUUUGGAAAAAGUUGUGAAUCAUCCUCCGUGAAAUCCCCUUCUCAUUCACCUUUACAACAAAAGAUAAUCACUUCGCCUGAACCCGAGGGGAAAAACAAUGUUGUGUACGACAGCCAAACACUUUCAUCCACUUUCCGAUCUCCAACAUCUGAACCUUAUGUCCCACCGUCCUUUAUGUAUGCAGUUGCAACACUACCUUCAGUACCUCUGCAUAAUGAAGUUCUUAUAAAACCUGACCAGAAGAUUCUACUUUCUGGUGAUGUUCGAGUGAAGUUCUACGCUAGACAUCAUGUGUUGAACAAAAAAAUAUGUCAGCUAUGGUUCAAUACAUACUUUGUGGUUCAUGGAAAAUCAUCUAACUGCAUAUCUGACUCCAAGGGAACAUUCGAAACUGGCCAUUGCACCUGUGCAUUUCCAUCACCAUCUCAAGGAUCACUACCGGGGUACUCAAUUUUAAAAUUAUCACUCCCCGAACUAGACAAAGCUUACAAGGGGAAGUCAAAAUUUUUAACAUCAGAUUGUAGUAUUACUUUGUACUUCACGUGUGCGUACUGUGCGGAAAGAAAAGAUAUCAGUCAACUGAGUUCAAGUGAUUCACUUCAGUCAUGCAUGAAACCUGCAACAUUAGAUUUGCCAACAAAUGAUAAUACUAAUAGUUGUGAUCAUCAUCAUAACAAUAAAUUCAUUUCACCUACAAAGCGAACAUUUGUACACUGGGCUACAUCUUUUACUCAUCCUUACUCACUAUCACCAUCAUUUAUGAAGUCUAAGAACUUUAAAAAGACAGCUGAUUCAUAUCGUGAAGGCGAUUUAGUUUCAAGACCUAAACUAAAAAUCGAUAAUGUAUCAUCCGAUUAUCAAGAUACAGAGUCAAAUGAUAAAAUUUCAACCGCCAGAUCAAAUCUUUUGUCUCCAAAUUAUCAAGCUGUAACAUCGUGUACAGUAGGAAUUCAUGGUCGUGAUAUUAGCUCUGAAGAUGAAGACGAUGACAGUGAAGAAGAACGCGAUAGUGAUUCUGAUAUAUACAUUGAAAAUAAAAAUAUCUUCCCUACUACUCCUCUAUGUCGUAGUACAAACAGUUCACCAUGUUUGAUUUAUCCCAAUAGAAACCUUUCUUUGCGACAUUGUAAAGCACAAAAAACACAGGUUUCAGUUGAACCGGAUCAAUCAACUCCUGAUAAUAAGAUGGUGAAAGCCAGCAAUGUAGAACAAACAAAAUCGGAAGCGUCUACUAUACAUUACUUUGUUAAACAUCCACAGUUAAGACGUCAAACAUCAGAUGCUAACUUAACCUAUCAACGUUUCAGUUAGAAUGAAUUAUAAAAAUGAAUGUGCUUCAUCGCAAGUUAAUGUGUAUAGAGAAGUAAACUCGUCAUCCUGUGAUGUAUAAUUUUGCUUUUUUUUUGCCCACUCAUUUGUAUAUGUGUACGUAAGACCUUCAGUUAUAUUCGAUGAUAUCAAAGCGAGAAUAAUAUGAACAGAAAAUCUGUUUCUUCCAGAGUAAUCUAAUAUUUGUGUACUCUCACUAUUAUUUGUAAAUAUGCCUCAAUUUUAGCUUUUGUAUGUAAGCUGAUGUAAUAAACACAACUAAUUUGGUUUCUUUUUGGCUCGAAUCCGGUCAAGUUUAAUACUUUUCUUGCAUAUAGUUAUGGUGAAUGGUAUUUAAUUUCAAUCACUUGUGUAGAUACAAUGGAAUCUUCAAAUAAAUUGACGUCUAAACGUUUUCAG